CGAACCACGAACAGUUGUACUCUCCUCGAUUGAUCGCAGAAAGGAGAAAGAUGUCCAAAGCCGCCCAACCCGAACUAAAGAAGUACAUGGACAAGCGCUUGUUCCUCAACCUUCAAGGAAAUCGAAAGCUCUCAGGUGUUCUACGUGGAUUUGAUAUCUUCCUCAACCUAGUAUUAGACGAGGCUCAAGAAGAGAAUCUGGAAGGUGGGGAAAAGCGAAAGAUGGGCCUUGUCGUCAUCCGAGGAAAUUCAGUGUCCUCAAUCGAGACUCUGGAGGCAGUGCGGUAACCGAGACAUAGAAUGCAUUGAAUGAUCGACUCGAUCAGAGGAAAAUUUUGACGAGGCCUCAUUUCGAAUGAGACUCAAGAUCACUGCACGUACAUUUGCAUCUUUGAAAACCCAGUCCUUUCGAUUCAUUUGCCUCCCUUCCAAAUAGUACCUGAAGAGUUCAAAAAUUUGAGAUAUAGGUUCCAUUAUAUCCGUAGACUGCUUUGUAAGAUUGAGACUUGAUAUAUGAUUGCAAAUGACUUCGACC
Melampsora larici-populina 98AG31 is the source of this 534-nucleotide messenger RNA. RefSeq lists its product as uncharacterized. Gene Ontology annotation, biological process: spliceosomal snRNP assembly; mRNA splicing, via spliceosome. Bases 51 to 287 code for a protein of 78 amino acids. Lineage: Eukaryota; Fungi; Basidiomycota; Pucciniomycetes; Pucciniales; Melampsoraceae. Gene Ontology annotation, cellular component: SMN-Sm protein complex; spliceosomal tri-snRNP complex; U5 snRNP. Gene Ontology annotation, molecular function: RNA binding. The record is from RefSeq and is a predicted model, not a curated record. The transcript has 3 exons.